Trichoderma asperellum CBS 433.97 is the source of this 3545-nucleotide messenger RNA. RefSeq lists its product as uncharacterized. The record is from RefSeq and is a predicted model, not a curated record. NCBI's taxonomy places the organism in Eukaryota, Fungi, Ascomycota, Sordariomycetes, Hypocreales, Hypocreaceae.
AUGAAAAGCUGCGUCCUUCACCACUUUCGCAGACGAGUUGGACUUUAAAGCUUUAGAUUCAGUCCAUCUGCAUCAAUUGGAACUACUUCCUCAGAGCAUUACUGGCCUUGUCUCAUACUUCUCUCCCAAUACCUUGCAUUAGCGUGGACGAAAGAAGAGUGCACGCGAUACACGACUAAGAUAUGGCGGGCGCGGUGCGGCAGCCUAUCGACGAGAAGGCGUUUGAAAAGUUCCUUCAGGAGAAUGUGCCAGUAAUCAAGACGCCGAUUGAUCUGAAGCAGUUCGGCUUCGGCCAAUCCAACCCAACAUACCAGAUCACCGAUGCCGACGGCAAACGCUAUGUGAUGCGCAAGAAGCCCCCGGGGAAGCUCAUCUCCAAGACGGCGCACAAGGUCGAGCGCGAAUACCGUGCGCUGCACGCCCUCCAAGCGACCGACGUGGCCGUACCCAAGACGUACUGCCUCUGCGAGGACGACUCGGUCAUCGGCACGCCCUUCUACAUCAUGGAGUUCUUGGACGGGCGCAUCUUUGAGGACUUCUUGAUGCCCGACGUCACCAGCGCGGCGGAGAGGACGGCCCUGUGGAAGGAGGCCAUCCAGACGCUGGCGCGGCUGCACGCCGUGGACGUACGCAAGGUUGGAUUGGACAAGUUUGGCAAGGCAGCUGGGUUUUACGGCCGGCAGACGCAGACGUGGGCGACGAUUUGCAUCAGUCAGUCCAAGGCGGUGGAUGUCGAGACAAAGGAGCCUGUGGGACAGCUACCGCACUUUGACGAGCUGGUUGGCUUCUUCAAGAAUGAGAAGCUGCAGCCCAAGGAUAGGGCGACGCUGGUGCAUGGGGACUUUAAGAUUGACAAUCUGGUCUUUCACAAGACGGAGCCUCGGGUGAUUGGCAUCUUGGACUGGGAAAUGUCCACGAUAGGCCACCCGCUCUCCGACGUGUGCAACUUCAUCACGCAGUUCUACCUCGCCCGCUCGCCCGGCACGUCCGUCUCCAGCAACAGCUCGGGCUUCCUGCCCGGCAAGACGCCCGGCCUGCCGCAGCCGGACCAGAUCCUGCAGUGGUACACCGAGAUUGCGGGCUACGACCCGCGGCCGGAGCUUAGCUGGGGCGCGGCGUUUAACAUCUUCAAGCUGGCGGGCGUGUGCCAGGGCAUCGCGGCGCGAUAUGCGGCGCGGCAGGCGAGCAGCGCAAAGGCAAAGCAGCAUGCCGACACGAGAGGGCUGUUGGCAGACUUUGCACCCGCCAAUCUCAUGACAGAACGGCGGCGGCGGCUCAGGAUCCCCGUCGAGCCUGACGAGCGCCGUCCGCUGCUCAACAGGCUCUCCACUGAGCGCGCGGACAAUGGCGAGCACGUCUUCAGCUGCCGGACGGAUCCUCACAGCGAACUGCCCGUAUACACCAACAUUCACCGCAUCCGUCGCGACAUUGUGAGCGUGGUGGAGGACUAUCUGACGCUGGAGCAGCUGAGGGAUGUCAAGAUUAAUGUGACGGUCAUCCGGCCGCUCGUGGAUAAGUUUUAUGAGCUGGGGGAUAUUUCGAUCGUAUACUGCUUGCUGGUCAACAGAGCACAGUUUCUAGACGAAGAAUCCCGGUCUAGCAACCGGCAAAACGUCAACUGGACUCGUGCCACGCUAUGCGAGCUCAUUGCCACUCGCAUCCUGCGGCGCUUUGGCGAGGAUCACGACGGCGGCGCAGAGGGGCUGCUCUUGCUCGCCCACAUCCUGGUUGCCGGCUUCGAGCCCUUUCAGCACGCGCCGGGCCAUGUGCGAGAAGAGGCCGAAGACAAGGCCUGGUGGUCGUCUCACCGGACGCUGCCGGCGCUGGAGGUCGCCAUCUUGACGGAGAGCAGGCAUUUCCUCAGUUCGACGACGUGCCAGAGGGUCGUGGCGGCCAUAUACGAGGGCCGUGUCAUCUACACGCCGUCCACGUCGUGGGACAUCAUCCCGGAUCACUACAAGCUGAAGCCCAUUUCGCUGUAUGAUCCGCGCGAAUCACCGCUGUUGAACCAGUAUCGCCUUAUUGUGCCGAGGACGCGCAACUACCUGGAGGCGAUCCAGUUUACCAUCCUGCUGGCGCUGUAUGCUUCUGUUAUGACUAUGCGGAGGAAUGGGGAGAUUCCGAUCCUGGAGGCGGCGUUUUCGAUAUUCGCUUUUGGUUGGUGCUUGGACCAGUUUGCCACGAUUCUGGCACAUGGAUGGAAUGUGUAUACGCAAAACCUAUGGUCCUUCCUCGAUGUCACCUUCAUCUUCCUCUUUGUCAUCUACAGCUCUCUUCGUAUUCAUGGAUUGAGAACCGGCUUACCAGGGCCGACUGAGCAGGCCUUUGACGUCUUGGCACUGGCGGCGCCUGUGCUGGUCCCUCGCCUGGCCUUUAACUGGCUCUCCGACAAUCUUGUGUUCUUAUCGCUGAGGUCUAUGAUGGCAGAUUUCUUCUUGCUAACGGCGCUUUCGGCGUGGUGCUUCUUUGGAUUUUUGCUGUCUUUGCUGUGGCUGGGAGAGGGAGCUCACCCUCUGCUUACCAUUUCGAAGUGGAUGAUAUAUAUCUGGUUUGGGCUUGACGGUACUGGCAUUCACCGAUCGGUGGAAUUCCACUGGUUACUGGGACCCAUUGUCAUGAUCUCAUUUGCCUUUCUAGGCAACACACUCUUCCUCACUAUUCUCGUCUCCAUGCUAUCCAACACGUUUAGCAACAUCUCGAGUAACGCGACCGCCGAAAUACACUUCCGAAAGGCCGUUCUCACUCUCGAAGGCGUCAAAGCAGACGCAGUCUUUGCUUAUCAACCUCCCUUCAACCUUGUUGCCGUUUUCCUUCUUCUGCCACUAAAGUUUGUCGUCAGCCCGCGAUGGUUUCACAAAAUCCACGUUGCCACCGUUCGUCUGGUCAACCUGCCCUUGCUUCUGUUCAUCGCCGUUGCUGAGCGUCGUCUUCUUUGGCCGACAGACGACUUUGAGGGUGUCGGCUCACUGGCCCGGAAAUGGUUUUGGCAAAAAUGGCAGCUCUCAGCCUAUCAGUACAUCCGAGCCGUGUUCGACGUGCCGCCUCCGGAUGAUGUGCACGACGACAUUGCUGUGGACGAUGACUUGACGCAUCAUCUCAUCCGGAGGCAGUACCAGCGGCAGGAAUCCCACAAUACCGUGAAAAAAACGUCGCGCCGGGACUCCAUGUUUGAGAUUCCACCGAAGCUACGGAGUUCGCUUACGGAAACUGGCGAAGAUUACGCAGAGAUGGCGAGUAGAUUGGCGGCGAUGGAGAAGGCCAUGGCGCGGAUGGAAGAUAUGCUCUCGAGGCUUGUUACGCCGCAGAGUGACGUUGACGAGAGUGACACGCUGCCUGCGGGAGAUGGCACUAUUCUGAACUCGUCUUUUAGAGGACAGGAAACAAACUUUUGAAGGGAAAUGAAAUUGUGUUGGAAAUUGUUGGGGCAUUUAAAAAGCGAGUUUUAUGUUUGAUCUCUGGUUGGAAACCACGCCAGCACGAGCAUUUAGAGGCUUCUCUUUUCUCUCUCUCUAUCUCUCUCUCUCUCUCUCUCUCUCUCUCUCUCU